Messenger RNA from Drosophila bipectinata, 3178 nucleotides. RefSeq names its product Argonaute 2 (gene AGO2). The record is from RefSeq and is a predicted model, not a curated record. Gene Ontology annotation, biological process: regulatory ncRNA-mediated post-transcriptional gene silencing. NCBI's taxonomy places the organism in Eukaryota, Metazoa, Arthropoda, Insecta, Diptera, Drosophilidae. Gene Ontology annotation, molecular function: miRNA binding; single-stranded RNA binding; protein binding.
CAAAUAUAAUAAAUAAAGGCGACGAACCAGACGUGUGAAACCACUUUUAUCAAUAACUACAACAUUAAUACAAAAAAAAUUCUAAAAAAUGGGGAAAAAAAACAAAUAUAAGGACGAAGGGAAGCCCCAGCAGCCUCAGCAGCAGCAGCAACAGCAGCAGCAACAACAACAACAGCAACAACCACAAGCUGGCUCCGGAGCACCUGUUGCGAGACAAACUCAACAGCAGCCCGGUCAACAGCAGCAGCAGCGACCUCCAGGAGGUCAAGGAUGGGGAGGACAAGGGGGACAGCAGAGACCCUCAGGUAGUCAGGGUUGGGGAGGACAAGGGCAGAGAGCCCCGCUCCAGCAGGUUCGAGCUCCACCCCCGCAGUCGGCUCAUGGAGAAGGAAAUCAGCAGCGACAGGCCGAUCAGGGCCAAGGAGGUCAGCAGCGACAGGGCCAAGGAGGUCAGCAGCGACCGGCGUAUCAAGGCCAAGGAGGUCAGCAGCGACCGGCGUAUCAAGGCCAAGGAGGUCAGCAGCGACAGGGGUAUCAGGGCCAAGGAGGUCAGCAGCGUUAUCAACAGGGCCCGGGACCAAGUCAAGGAAGUUCCAGCCAGCAGUCAUACUCGCAGCCGCAGAGGUCGCAGGCGGGAGCUGUAGCUCCGUCUCUUCCCGCAGGAAGCAUCAAGCGGGGAACUAUUGGCAGGCCCGGCGAAGUGGCCGUCAAUUAUCUGGACAUAAAUAUGGAAAAAAUGCCUCCCACGGCAUACCAUUACGACGUCAAAAUAAUGCCCGAACGACCCAAAAAGUUCUAUCGUCAGGCUUUCGAGCAGUUCCGUGUAAACCAAUUGGGUGGUGCUAUUGUUGCGUACGAUGGUAAGGCUAGCUGCUACUCUGUUGACAAGCUAAAGACAAACUCGCAGAAUUCAGAAGUGACGGUGACUGAUCUUUACGGCAAGACUCUUCACUACACAGUGGAAAUCAAGGAGACUGGAGACUCUGAAGUCAAUCUAAACUCGCUGAAGAGCUAUAUGAAGGACAGAAUCUUCGACAAGCCAAUGCGUGCCAUGCAGUGCUUGGAAGUGGUCUUGGCAACCCCAUGCCACAACAAGGCCAUUCGGGCUGGCCGCUCCUUCUUCAAAAUGUCCGAACCAGGCCAGCGUCGCGAACUUGAUGAUGGAUACGAAGCUUUGGUGGGUCUCUAUCAGGCCUUCAUGCUGGGCGAUAAACCGUUCCUUAAUGUCGACAUAUCGCACAAAUCCUUUCCAAUUGCUAUGCCGAUUCUUGAGUACCUAGAGAGGUACGGUCUGAAACAGAAAAUUAACUCCAACACCAAUCUAGACCAAUCUCGUCGCUUUAUUGAACCGUUCUUGAAGGGAAUAAGUGUAGUCUACACACCACCCACCUCCUUUGGCAGUACUCCACGAGCCUAUAAAGUCAACGGACUUUCCGCCUAUCCGGCCAAUAAGCAGACCUUCGUUUUGGAAGGGAAAACCCUUACGGUUGCAGAUUACUUCAAAUCGCGCAACUACGCCUUGAAGUUCCCACAGCUUCAUUGCCUUCACGUGGGACCUGCAGUGAAGAACAUCUUUGUCCCCAUCGAGCUCUGCCAUAUUGAGGGAGGUCAAGCCUUGAACCGAAAGGAUGGUGCCAAUCAGGUAGCUAAUAUGAUCAGAUUUGCGGCCACCUCUACCAAUGAACGCAAAUCUAAGAUCAUGCAUCUACUGGAGUUCUUUAAGCACAACUUGGACCCAACAAUUAGUCGUUUCGGAAUUCGUAUCAACAACGACUUCAUCGUGGUACACACCCGUACACUUAAUGCGCCCCAAUUGGAAUAUAAAGAUAACAGAUGGGCCUCGCCAAGGAACGGAUCAUGGCGUAUGGAUAACUUGAAGUUCCUCGAGCCCAAAAUUAAGGCUCAUAAAUGGGCCAUACUUUAUUAUGGCGGCGAUCCUCGUCGCCAGAUGCACUUUAAUCAGGUUUCCGAGUUUGAGAGAAUGAUGCUUUCCCAAAGCAAGUCGGUAAACGUGGUUCUAGAAGCUAAGGCUGAAAUACGACAAUUCAAGGAUGAUCGCAAUCUAGACGAUUGUUUCACGGAUCUUAAGCGCAACCAAUGCGAUCUGGCUUUCGUCGUUAUUCCCAAUUUCGGAGCAUCUUACGACACCAUAAAGCAGAAGGCCGAACUAAAGCACGGCAUCCUGACGCAAUGCAUCAAACAAUUUACGUUUGAACGGAAGCUUAAUCCUCAAACGAUUGGAAACAUUUUAUUGAAGGUUAACUCAAAAUUGAACGGCAUUAAUCACAAGCUAAAGGAAGAUCCGCGACUCGCAGUGCCCAAAAACGCCAUGUUCAUUGGCGCCGAUGUGACCCACCCGUCGCCCGAUCAGCGUGAAAUCCCCAGCGUAGUGGGAGUGGCCGCAUCGCACGAUCCCUACGGCGCUGCAUACAAUAUGCAAUAUCGAUUGCAGCGAGCGGCACUGGAGGAGAUUGAAGAUAUGGAGUCGAUCACGUCGGAGCAUUUGCGCGUUUAUCAAAGAUACCGUAAGUGUUAUCCGGAACAUAUCUUCUACUACCGCGACGGUGUUAGCGAUGGCCAGUUCCCUAAGAUCAAAAAUGAGGAGCUUAGGGGCAUUAAGGCUGCAUGCGCUAAAGUUAAGAUCAAUCCGAAGAUUUGUUGUAUAAUUGUGGUGAAGCGCCACCACACCCGCUUCUUCCCGAAAGGUGAGCCAUCGCAAUACAAUAAGUUUAAUAACGUCGAUCCGGGAACCGUGGUGGAUCGUACCAUCGUCCACCCCAACGAGAUGCAGUUCUUCAUGGUCAGCCAUCAGUCUAUUCAGGGCACCGCCAAACCGACUCGCUACAAUGUCAUCGAAAACAGUGGAAAUCUGGACAUCGAUUUGAUUCAACAAUUGACCUAUAAUCUCUGCCACUUGUUUCCACGCUGCAAUCGCUCGGUCUCGUAUCCGGCACCAGCGUACUUGGCUCAUUUGGUGGCUGCCCGUGGUCGUGUCUAUCUAACUGGGUCUACCAGGUUUGAUCCCAACCUGAAGAGGGAGUACGAGAAGCGAAAGAUUGUGGACGGUUUUAUGAAUACCAAUCCCAUGUAUUUCGUUUAAAAUUCAACAAUUGAAAACCAUACUUGGAAAAUACUUGGAUUAUCUAUUAAACAUUUUUAUAUAAUAUUCUGCACUAAA